AUGGACGACUCAGACGAUUAUGUCCUGGACGAUAUCGUACUCGAUGAUCAAACGUUAGCUGUACUUGAUCAAGAGGAGCAGAAGUAUCUUCAUCAAAGUUCUCUAUUCCAGUCUUCCUCCACCCCUCCUGACCGACCAAUCAACAAGCGUCAUAAAACGAACUCUGGAUGGACACCAGGGAUUGGAGCUUCAGUACUGGCAGGCGACGAAGACGAUCUACCCGAAAUUUCCCUGCGAGCUGACGGUUCGUACGGGGUUAUGAAUAGGAUGAACGCGACGACAUCGCGGCCAGUUACUGGAGGGCAGAGAAAUGGGCCGUAUAUAGUUCCUCAGAAACCUGUCAAAGUCGUUCAGCCGACGCACGUUUUACCUCGCAACGCGCAGCCCCGUGCACUUUCGCGACCUGACAAUCCUCGACAUACCGCCCUCCGACAGAGUGAGCCAGUCAGAAAGCCUGCGAACCAGAACCAGAAUCAUUCCCAGACAACGAAAUCUCAUGACCUUCAGGCUCAGGUGUUGGAAUUACAGAGGAAACUGGACGAGUUGCGCGAAGAUAACACCAAGGUACAAACUGCCCUGAAAGACGCGAUUGACAUGAAAAUGGCAAAAGAAGGAGAAGUCAGCAUAUUGCGGAAGGCGAUCGAGAAGAACGCUCAAGUUCAUGCAGCCCAAGUAUCCCAACUCCGCUCUGAAAAGGAGAAGGCGGACGCCAAGCAGGUCCAGUUGCAGAACAAAAUGAAAGAGGACAUGGAUCGAUUGCGAACGCAAUUCCUUUUCAAACAACAAGAACUGGAAGCUUCAAUUCGUGUUAAGCCGCCUGCUUCAGUUAAGGCGAAGAAGAUAGGUCGAGCGGAUUUCCCCCCGACUCCCCUGGCUAUUCCCAGCUCGAUGCGAAGCUGGAACAAUGCUCCGGAGGCGUCAACGUCCAGAUGGCUUGUAACAGAGACCCCUUCGCGGGGCCCCGGCCCACCUCCUCUAUUCAAGGCUUCUCCCAGUAAACAACUGCCUAAAUCUCCCGAGAAGCGCAGGAAAAAUGCGACUCUCCCAGGAUUUCAAAAUGCCUUUGAUACCUCGACACCAAUUCGUUCACCGUCUCGACGAGCGGCAAAGGGAAAGGCAAAAACGGAGCAGAUUUUCGGCGGGGAUUCAAUCAACGAUCCUCUAUCCCCAUCCCAGAGAUCACCGAUCCUAUCUCAGCUUCAGUUCGAGCCACCCCCAAGUAUCUGCCCACCACCAGCCGCAAUGAAUAACCUACCGUCUAGUAAUAUUUCUGCCCCCGCAUCAAGCCGUCCAGACGAUGAUGGUAUGGAUAUAGUUGUAGCCGAUAGCGAGGAGGAUGUUGCAGGCGAAGAUGAUCCUUUUGAGUCAAUCAAUCUCAAGAAUGAGCUGUGUCGAAUCAUCUUAACUCAUUCUCACCCUUCAAACGAGCAAACAACUUUCCAGCGUCUCUUGAGUUCGACCCUACUGGUUAAAGAUUCUAGCCUUUUCUCAGCCUAUUGCAGCAAAACUCUUGCAGUUCUAGCCACUUCGGUGAAGGGUGACGACUACGAAAGCUCGCUGCAGGUCAUAUCUUUGUCAUUUUUAUAUAUUUUAAUUGCACUUCAUGAAUCGAACCAGUUACUGCCGCUGGCCAUUCUCCUUGAUCUCCUGACAAAGCUUAUCUUGUCCCUGCCCCGGUUCCAAGAUGCCUUUCUCUCAGCCCAAGUAAUCGUUGGUCCAGAGGAAGCCGUAUCAGCCAUAAGCGGCAUUUCUCAGAUAAUACAACAACACCUCAGCCAUAACUUGGAACAUGCUCACCGUGAAAUAUUAUCGCAGGAGACCUUAUCUUUCCUUGAAUCGGUUUGCUUCCACGCUUCCCCUAUCUCUCUGCAACGAUUAGAAGUUUUCGCUCGGAAUCGAAAAGCUCUCAUGAUUCUAUUUCACCCAUCUCAGUCCAACCGGUUUCUGGAACGAUCUUCCAGGAUGCUCGCCAUUUUAUCGAGCCAUCAUGCUUUGUACGAGGCCCUCCUCUGUGCCAAUGACAACCUUGGACACCCAGACCAACCCAUCAAAGAUCCUCUCCUCGAUCUUCUAUGCUCUCAUCUCAUAGAUUCAACCAGGCCUCCUACUGAUGUUGUAAAAAUUCAAAUCCUCGUCAGUUUUGCUCAGCUAUCCAUCGCCCAUCCGGAUGGCCAUGGAAUAAUGGCUAGAUCCUAUACGCUAAUUCCCUCACUGAUCCUUUACACCUCAUUUCUCACCUCGCCUCUCUGGGAAGAUGACGAAAGACUCACUUCAUCACCGGAGGAAACUUUGUCCCUCAUCCGACUGAUCAAUCAAGCAACAUAUCUACUCUAUCACCUAAUAUUUGACACAAACCCCUGUCUGAACUUACGGUCCAAACUUCAGCAAGCGCAACUUCGACCCUUCAUUAGUAUAAAUCACAUCUUUAUCGUCACUUUUGGAAGAUUGAGCUAUUGCGACCCUCCCAGUUGGAUCAACCCCAGAGGGAGACAGGAGUUGGAGCACCUCGCCGAGGCUUCUAGGGACAUUUUGGAAGUGGUUGUCGAUGGACCUGAGGGAGAUAGUGUUUGGGCAGCCUUUCAAUCAGAACCCGAUGAGGAAAACGCCAUGGAUGAAGAAGAAAUGGAAGCUAGAUUUAUGGGAAACGGUGUAUGA
Messenger RNA from Cyclocybe aegerita, 2655 nucleotides. NCBI's taxonomy places the organism in Eukaryota, Fungi, Basidiomycota, Agaricomycetes, Agaricales, Hemipholiotaceae. The record is from the annotation of a GenBank genome assembly.